This is a messenger RNA of Knipowitschia caucasica, 957 nucleotides long. The record is from the annotation of a GenBank genome assembly. NCBI's taxonomy places the organism in Eukaryota, Metazoa, Chordata, Actinopteri, Gobiiformes, Gobiidae.
AUGUGGGCCUCUCUCCUUCAGCACAGACCAUGUGGGCCUCUCUCCUUCAGCACAGACCCUGUGGGCCUCUCCCUCAGCACAGACCAUGUGGGCCUCUCUCCCUCAGCACAGACCCUGUGGGCCUCUCCCUCAGCACAGACCAUGUGGGCCUCUCUCCCUCAGCACAGACCAUGUGGGCCUCUCUCCCUCAGCACAGACCAUGUGGGCCUCUCUCCCUCAGCACAGACCAUGUGGGCCUCUCUCCCUCAGCACAGACCAUGUGGGCCUCUCUCCCUCAGCACAGACCAUGUGGGCCUCUCUCCCUCAGCACAGACCAUGUGGGCCUCUCUCCCUCAGCACAGACCAUGUGGGCCUCUCUCCCUCAGCACAGACCAUGUGGGCCUCUAUCCCUCAGCACAGACCAUGUGGGCCUCUCUCCCUAAGCACAGACCAUGUGGGCCUGUCUCCUUCAGCACAGACCAUGUGGGCCUCUCUCCCUCAGCACAGACCAUGUGGGCCUCUAUCCCUCAGCACAGACCAUGUGGGCCUCUCUCCCUAAGCACAGACCAUGUGGGCCUGUCUCCUUCAGCACAGACCAUGUGGGCCUGUCCCCUUCAGCACAGACCAUGUGGGCCUCUCUCCCUCAGCACAGACCAUGUGGGCCUCUCUCACCAUGGAUCCAAUGGACUGGACGUUGGUGGUGACUGGCGUGGCACUGAGACCAGGUGGGACGCAGAGACCAGGUGUGGUGGUGGAGGGGGCGGGGUUGAGGGUAGGACCAGAGGCCAAGGCCGGGAGAGGGGAGCGAGGCUUGUUGAGGGACAGGUCCACGGGCUCGGUCUGGUCCUGGACCGGGACCUGGCACUUGUCCAGAGCCUCGGCCUUCAGCACCAGGGGCUCCAGCUUGAUCUGCAGCUCUGUGGGGACUUUACCCGGCGCCACCUGCAGGAGAGGAGGGGACAGUCAGGUCGUUACUAA